CCCUUCUGCAGGAACCACACAGAAAAAAAUGUUCUCAUGGUCGCUUUACUCUAAAAAAAGCCACACAAACACAUUCAAAUUAUGACUUCCUCAAAAGUCAUAGUGGCGAGAGAUUGAGACGAGCGUUGGCGCGAGCCUCUACACACAGAGCUGACCCUGUAGCGUGGAGAUGGAGGAGAUCUACGCCAACGUUGACUACGUCAAACCUGUCGGACUAAGACCUUCAACGAAUCAGACAAGUCGCAGCGGCUCUGACCGGAGGUUCCUCGGAGCUGUUGUUCUCCUCCUGGGCCUGCUGAGCUUCGUCCUUCUGGCUGGACUGAUCGGCCUCGGAGUCCACCACCGUGACUCAGCUGCCGAGCACUUGGCCGUCAGAGAGAACCUCACUGAGCGUCUCCAGGCCUCUGAGAACAAGACGUCCUCCCUGAGCAGAGAGAUUGAGAGGCUUCAGACUUUGUCCAACCGGGACCGUGACUCAGCUGCCGAGCACUUGGCCGUCAGAGAGAACCUCACUGAGCGUCUCCAGGCCUCUGAGAACAAGACGUCCUCCCUGAGCAGAGAGAUUGAGAGGCUUCAGACUUUGUCCAACCGGGACCGUGACUCAGCUGCCGAGCACUUGGCCGUCAGAGAGAACCUCACUGAGCGUCUCCAGGCCUCUGAGAACAAGACGUCCUCCCUGAGCAGAGAGAUUGAGAGGCUUCAGACUUUGUCCAACCGGGACCGUGACUCAGCUGCCGAGCUCUUGGCCGUCAGAGAGAACCUCACUGAGCGUCUCCAGGCCUCUGAGAACAAGACGUCCUCCCUGAGCAGAGAGAUUGAGAGGCUUCAGACUUUGUCCAACCGGGUGAAAACGUGUCCUGACGGAUGGAAGAGGUUUGAGUCUACCUGUUACUUCGUCUCCGUCGAGACGGCUUCUUGGGAAAGAGGCUGGCAGGACUGCACAAGCCGAGGAGCAGAUCUGGUGAUCGUCGACAGGGCUGAAGAACAGACAUUCCUCACUAAAAUCGCCAAGAAAGACACUUGGAUCGGUUUGAUGGACUGAGACCAGGAGGGGAGCUGGAAAUGGUCUGACGGGACUCCACUCACUCUGGCGUAAGUCACAGUAAAGUAACACUUCCUCACAAGCUGUGUGAAUAUUGCUUACACAGAGGAAAUGCUGUGAAGGUUCACUUGCUUGUUAACCUUCUACAGGUUCUGGUGGACAGGGCACCCAGAUAAUGGUGGAGGACAUCCAAAGUAUGGUGAAGAGGACUGUGCAGUUAUCACCGCUAACAUGGGAACUGACAAAAACUGGAACGAUCUGCGCUGUGAUGCGUCCAGGCCGUGGAUCUGUGAAAAAAAUGCAAACUGAGCAGUUAUUUGAUGGGCUUUGAAAUAAUGUGACAUACAACGUUGCCAGCGUUACAUAUCUGAAACAGAAGGUCGUGAUGAUUUAGUGUUUAGAUGGAUAGAUAGAUAGAUGGAUGGAUAGAUGAUAGAUGGAUUGAUAGAUAGAUAGAUAGAUGGAUGGAUGGAUGGAUGGAUGGAUAGAUAGAUGGAUGGAUAGAUGAUAGAUGG
Scophthalmus maximus (turbot) is the source of this 1557-nucleotide messenger RNA. Its product is annotated as C-type lectin domain family 4 member E. The record is from RefSeq and is a predicted model, not a curated record. Bases 170 to 1042 code for a protein of 290 amino acids. The transcript has 8 exons. NCBI's taxonomy places the organism in Eukaryota, Metazoa, Chordata, Actinopteri, Pleuronectiformes, Scophthalmidae.